This is a messenger RNA of Paramecium octaurelia, 1159 nucleotides long. Lineage: Eukaryota; Ciliophora; Oligohymenophorea; Peniculida; Parameciidae. The record is from the annotation of a GenBank genome assembly.
AUUUUAUUAUGUAAAACAGGACUCUGAAUUAGUUUAACAAAAACUCAUCAGCAAUGCAGGUGGAAGAACCUGUUGUUAAACCUAUGUUGCCAUGGGUUGAAAAAUAGUAUAAUAAAUUCAUUAUUUAAGUCGUCCUAACAAAAUAGAGGAUCUUGCAUAUUAAGAAGAAGUGGUUUAGAGUUUGCAAGGAGUUUUAAAAACUGGGAAUCUGCCUCACCUUCUACUUCAUGGACCUCCAGGGACUGGGAAGACAUCCACUAUAAUAGCAUUAGCAAAGCAAUUAUUUGGACCUGAUUUUUGGAGAUUAAGAGUAUUGGAAUUGAAUGCAUCUGAUGACAGAGGAAUCAAUGUUGUCAGAAAUAAAGUCAAAAAAUUUGCAGAAUAAAUUGUUGCCAAAAACCCAAACCCAGGAUUUCUAUGUCCUAGUUAUAAAAUCAUCAUUCUUGAUGAAGCUGAUUCAAUGACUAAUGAUGCUCAAAGUGCUCUUAGAAGAAUCAUAGAAGACUAUGCAACCACAACCAGAUUUUGUAUAAUUUGCAACUAUAUUACUAAAGUAUGAGUGCAUUUUAAUUAGAUCAUCGAACCCUUAGUUUCAAGAUGUGUUAAAUAUAGAUUCAAAUCUAUUCCUGAGAAUGAACAAAUAGAGAGACUCAAGUUUGUUGCUAAUUCUGAGUCAGUAACAUAUAAUUUGGAUGCAUUAAAAUAAUUAGUGGUUGUUUCUGGUGGUGAUCUGAGGAAGAGUGUAAAUAUGCUUCAAAGUUCAUCAACCUUGUAUGAGAAGACUAUAAACAAAAAGGCUAUUAAUGAAAUAUCAGGAGUAAAACAUUAGAAUCAAUAGUUUAGUUCAUUCCAGAUGAAUAAAUAGAAGACCUUGUCUCUGUAAUUCAAACUAAGAGUCUAAGAAGUGUUUAGGAGGAAUGCAAUAGAGUUAUUCAAUAAGGCUAUAACAUCGAAUAAUUGGUGAAUUAUUAUCUAAUUAUAAUAGAUAUUAUAAUUUUUGGAUGUUGUCUUAGUCACAGAUGCGAUUAAAGAGAAACAAAAGGCUAAGAUCAUGGAGAUUGCAGCUUAUACGGAGAAAUGCUUAAUCGAAGGAUCAGCUGAGGACUUGCAAAUCUUCAACUUAAUGGCUCAAUGCUAGCGGGUUAUAAAUGAAAAUUGA